AUGUUCCCGCUGCCGAUGUUCACACCGGACCAGGUGGCGCGGGUGUGCGAGAACCUGGAGGAGACCGGGGACAUCGAGCGCCUCGGCAGGUUCCUGUGGUCCCUACCGGCGGCCGUCCCCGGAUCCGCCGGAGAAGCGCUGAACCGACACGAGUCCGUGAUGCGAGCGAGAGCGCUUGUUGCAUUUCACGGGGGGAACUUUGAGGCUCUCUACCAGAUCUUGCAGAGCUACAGGUUUACGCGCGAGUCGCACGCCAAACUGCAGGACCUGUGGCUGGACGCGCACUACCGGGAGGCGGAGAGGCUGCGGGGGAGGCCGCUGGGCCCGGUGGAGAAGUACCGGAUCCGCAAGAAGUUCCCUCUACCCCGCACGAUCUGGGACGGGGAGCAGAAGACGCACUGCUUCAAGGAAAGGACUCGCAGUUUGUUGAGAGAGUGGUACCUCCAAGACCCGUACCCCAACCCGUCCAGGAAACGCCACCUCGCCCAGGCGACAGGACUCACACCCACACAGGUCGGCAACUGGUUCAAGAACCGGCGGCAGAGAGACCGUGCUGCAUCUGCAAAGAACAGACUCCAGCAGGACCCGUCCCUCAUGCCCUCUGAGAGCUCACCCGACGGCUCCCAUCAGGACCGCCGCCAUCACCCCCACAUGUUGCCUCCCUCCCCUCAUCACCUGGGCAGCCCGGAGGCCAGCGACUGCAGCACGGAGAACGAGCGCCGGGGAACGGGAGCCUCCACCCCCGAGAUCUCCGUCAGCAGCGACAGCGAGUUCGAGUCUUGAGACUCUUUUUGUUUUCAUGAACUCCGUCCCGAGGAUUGGACUUUGUUGUUUAAGACACUUGAAGUGAGUGUGGCUGCGGACACACUGGAGGUGUUCUCAGUGAAGAUGAGACCACUUGAUGUGGCUGUGAGAGGAUGUUUUAUAAGGGAAUAAUAUGCAAAAACAACAUGCACUUAAAGAAGCACCAUGGCACAUGACCCAGACUGUUAUAGGAAGUAGUUUACAGCUGAUCACGACUCAGCAUGUCUGAUAGACGAACGCAGAACUGGUUCUUUUAAUUCAAACACUCAAAGUAUUUAUAGACAAGAAGAAGAUGGUCUUUAGAUAACGUGCAUAUUCAUAUGAAUCUUUGAACUGGUUCAGUAUAUAUUUUUGGAUAGAUCAUUUUCCUGUAGUUAUGAUCAGAACUACAUUAUGCAUUUGUAUGGAAGCUGUGAAGACACAAUGAUCAAUGCCUUGAGUAGGCUGUUAA
This is a messenger RNA of Notolabrus celidotus (New Zealand spotty), 1255 nucleotides long. RefSeq names its product SIX homeobox 7 (gene six7). The record is from RefSeq and is a predicted model, not a curated record. Lineage: Eukaryota; Metazoa; Chordata; Actinopteri; Labriformes; Labridae. Gene Ontology annotation, molecular function: RNA polymerase II cis-regulatory region sequence-specific DNA binding; DNA-binding transcription factor activity, RNA polymerase II-specific. Bases 1 to 783 code for a protein of 260 amino acids. Gene Ontology annotation, cellular component: nucleus; transcription regulator complex. The transcript is spliced from 3 exons. Gene Ontology annotation, biological process: regulation of transcription by RNA polymerase II; eye development.